Molecule: messenger RNA, 4101 nt
Organism: Pseudoliparis swirei
Lineage: Eukaryota; Metazoa; Chordata; Actinopteri; Perciformes; Liparidae
Product: nuclear receptor-binding protein-like
Exons: 18
Coding region: 281-1861 (526 amino acids)
Biological process (GO): intracellular signal transduction; protein phosphorylation; endoplasmic reticulum to Golgi vesicle-mediated transport
Cellular component (GO): endomembrane system; cytoplasm
Molecular function (GO): ATP binding; protein kinase activity
Source: RefSeq, a predicted model, not a curated record
UAUGACGAACCAGCUAGCAUUUGUUGACUAAAAGCAUCUCCUUUUACUGCCUUCUCUCCAGUAUGUUACACAGGGCUCUUUAUUCAUCGGCAGUUUCCUGUUCCACGACCCUCCUCCUCCUCGAGCUCUACCUUGUUAAAAGCCAGGCCAGAGAAUAAAAUGGAUGUAUGACCAGCUCAAACGGAGAGAAGAGAAAGCAAGAAAGAUUCUUCCUAUAACUUGUUUCUGCCCAGGAACAGGAGCCUAGGGAAGGAAAGCCGGCAAGCAUACAAGUUGUGUCAUGAUGUUGGAGGCACAGGCGACAGGAGCUCCAGGUACAGAGGGGAGCAACAAGUCAGAGCUGCUCCCAGCCGUAAACACGUCCAGUAAUAUUCAACAGGUAGAAAGUGCAGCAUCUGCCUCUUUGCCCGCGGCCUCCAUUCAACCUCCUGCCGCCACAGCAACGGAGGAUGAGGAUGAGAGUGAAGAUGAGUUUGACAUUCUGGAAGAGAGUCCCUGCGGCCGCUGGCAGAAACGCAGAGAGGAGGUGAAUCAGCGUAAUGUCCCAGGGAUAGAUGAUGCAUACUUGGCCAUGGACACAGAGGAAGGGGUCGAGGUAGUAUGGAAUGAAGUCAUGAUCUCCGAGAGGAAGAACUUCAAACUGCUUGAGGAGAAAGUGAAGGCAGUAUUUGAUAACUUGAUCCAUUUGGAACAUGCAAAUAUCGUCAAGUUUCACAAGUACUGGGCCGACACCAAAGAGAACCGGGCGAGGGUGAUUUUCAUUACUGAGUAUAUGUCAUCAGGAAGCUUGAAACAAUUUCUGAAGAAGACAAAGAAGAAUCACAAAACCAUGAAUGAAAAGGCUUGGAAGAGAUGGUGCACACAGAUCCUGUCUGCUCUCAGUUUUCUCCACUCAUGUGACCCUCCCAUCAUCCAUGGAAACCUGACCUGUGACACCAUCUUCAUCCAACACAACGGACUCAUCAAGAUCGGAUCAGUGGCCCCAGACACCAUCAACAACCACGUGAAGACGUACCACGAGGAGCAGAAGAACUUGCACUUCUUCGCACCAGAAUAUGGAGCUGUUGAUGUCACCACGGCUGUAGACAUCUACUCGUUUGGCAUGUGUGCCUUAGAGAUGGCUCUGUUGGAAAUCCACGGCAAUGGAGAGUCCUCUUUAUUUUCUCCGGAGGCCAUCAACAGUGCCAUCCAGUUACUGGAGGACCCACUGCAGAGGGAGUUAAUCCAGAAGUGCCUCGAAUGUGAUCCCUGUACAAGACCUACUGCCCGAGAGCUGCUGUUCAACCAAGCGCUGUUUGAAGUGCCGCUGCUCAAACUGCUGGCUGCACAUUGCAUCGUCAGCCACCACCACAUGAUUCCUGAGAAUGCCCUGGAGGAGAUCAUGAAGAACCUGGACCCCGACAUGGUCGUCGCUGAGAGGAAAGAGGACGUCCAGCUCAAGCUUUCACAGUUUCCUGCUUUGGAGCUUGAUAAAUUCCUGGAGGAUGUGAGGAACGGUAUUUACCCAAUGACGGCGUUCGGGCUGCCGUGUCCUCAGCAGCCUCAACAGGAGGCCGUUACGUCUCCCAUUGUCGUCCCCUUGGUCAAAUCCCCCACCCCCGAACCCGCGGAGCUCGAGACCCGACGGGUCAUUCACAUGCAGUGUAACGUUGAAUCUGUCGAGGAGGGAGCAAAGUACCAUCUGACAUUACUGCUGAAGCUGGAGGAUAAACUGAAUAGACAUCUAAGCUGUGACAUGUUACCUCAUGAGAAUGUUCAAGAGAUGGCUGAAGAGUUGGUGCAGCUGGGCUUAAUCAGCGAGGUGGACCAAAACAAAAUCGCCUCCCUGCUAGAAGAAUCGUUCAGCCAAGCUCUUCACUAGCAAACGGUUUCCUCGGCUCUGUUACCGUCUCAUUAUUACACUCUCGCUCAACCCUGUUACAUGUUCUUUUUGGUUAUUCAACUCAGUGACUAUAUGUAAAUGUAAUUUUUUUUUUUAUGUCUUUUCUACAAAGCUUUGGGUGGUAAUGUGACCAAAAGGGGGGGUGGGGGGGGAGUUUCCUCUGCAUCAGGGAUUAAAACUUCCAAGAGCAGAGAAAACCUUUGACGUAACGCAUUUCUCCAGGAGUACAGGGUUAGGGUUAGUGACUCCAGAAAAAGAAAGAAAAAUAAGCCACCUGGAUUUAUUUAACGUUUUUUAUUGUAAAAGUCAAAACAGACAUAAAUAUGAGCGUAGUUCUUUUUGAAUGCGUUGGCUGACGCUGCAACAGGCAGUUGAUCGCAACAGUGCUGACACCAUUACUUACAGAUUUACCUCUUUUUUUUUAACCACUUUUUUUCCUCAAGUCCCAGUUGUAUUUUAUUGCAAGGUGUUUAUGAAUUGAAUUAUUGCCCAACCUUUUUGUUUUUGGAUCAAACGGCUCCAUUUUGCCUCAUGAACAUGAAAUAUAUGGACAUGAAAUUAAUUAACAUCCCCUUUUUGACUCCCAUGUCUCUGACCGUCCUGUCACCAGCAGGUUAAACAUAUGUAACGGUUUAAAAACUGCAUGGCAGAUGCAACUUUAUCAAUUGACUUUAUUAUAGACAAAUACACAUGAUUUAUAUAUUUUCUAAAAGCCUUCGAUACAGAACAAAAUGUACGUGCACUACUGCAUAGCAUAUUUUGGGCAGGCAUCGUGGGCGGCUCCCUGGCUGAUGGUUACUUAGUUAUUUUGAGGUACUGUGAACUCAGUGUUACUGAAUUUCUGUUAGUGUUUUUUUUCUUCUAUGUUUCACUCUUUAGCUGGGCCUACGCACACGCCUUAAAGUCCUCCUUUCUCUUUGUUUGUUUUUAUUAUUUUAUUCAUUGUUUAACCAUUUGCUGCUUUAUUGGGUUCCCACUUGCUUCUCUUCUUGUGAAAUCCAUUCAUGUGAAACGUGUGUACUGAACUCAGCCGCCAUAUGCUGUAGAAAGAGGAGCUCCGACACACCUGCGCGAGAGCCUCGUAUGUUUAUUUAUGUUUAAGACACUGUAUAAGCGUGUGUUUUUCUUCACUUCCCUUUUUUUGCUUACUGUGAUUUCACACGGAGACCACAUUGUCGAGCGUCUGAGCCAAAACGCAACGCUUCUGGUUUCUAUUGUUGUUUUUCUUUUGAUCACCAUUCGAUAAGAUUGGGACCUCGGGGGUUGACAUUAUCCUUCAGAGCGCAGAGGAUACAUUUGAAAUGAAAUAUGUCUUUCUUAGACUUGUAUUGGGAUCGGAGAGUUGCCUGUGACCUUUUUAUUUUGUGACAUUUUGGCUCGGGACUCUUUGUGGCCGACUGGUACGACUGUCUCUGAAAGCUCGUACAGUUCAGGAACUUUAAACAAGCAGGAAGGAUGCAAAGAAAAUAUAACAUUCUCAGUAAGUAUAGAAAAAAAACAGCAGUUACGAUACUAUUAGAUAUAAUGACUUCACAUUUUUCUGGCAUUUUAUUGAGACUAUUUAAAUGUCUUGUUGUUACAGUAUCAGUUUAAUUGAAGAAUACCGUAUUAACUUGCAGACAUUACUCUUCUGGUUGAUUAGUUCUGAUGUUAAAUUGGUCAACUCACCUAUGAGAUCAUAUUAAUCCAAUGAUCUCCACUCCAUAUUUCUGAAGUAUUUUUUUUAUAUGUAGUCAGGCUACAAAUGUGCUCUUAUCUGCAUGUUUGCUUUUCAUAUAUGUGCAGUCCAUCUUGGUGUUUAUUUUGUUUUGUAUGUGUGAACUGCUAAGAUUGUAUAUUCCAAAGAUAUGUCUUAAAGUCAGCCAAGAGAAUGUAAGUUCACUUCCUGUUUAGAGAAGUGUUAAAAACCAACCAAUCACCAGCUUUAUACUCUGUCUCUCUCUCUCUCUCUCUCUCUCUCUCUCUCUCUCUCUCUGUCAAUGUUUACUAUAUUUUCCAUCCAAAUUAUUGGUGGUGUUGAAACUGGUUAUUAAAUAAUCAUACAGGGUGGGCAGCUUGUGCCCGUAACUCGAGGAUCUGAGCGUUUGGUAAUAUUUGUAUAUUCUUCUAUUUUGUAUUAUGACAUUUGUCAGUAAAUGUGUGUGUGUCUUUUCUCAGACGUGUAUCCUGACAGAAUCUGCUAAGUAUGACUAUUGUUUCAAAUAAAUGUGUGAAAUGCU